UCCACCAGGAGGAGCCUCAGCGCUUCACCUCAGGUUCACCUGCCCAACCUGCUGGUCAUGUUCCACGCCUCCAUCACCCUGCAGCCGCUCCCUACCUGAAGGGCCGCCCACCGCAGCACAAGCUGGAAGCGCUGCUGUGUGCUGUGCAAACAAAGCAGCUCUGUUGACUGAGCCGGAAGGACAGGAAGCUGCUGACAGGCGUCCAUGGGGAAGGACAGAUCUGCAGCCGUCGUCUGUCCUCUUUAGAGAAGCAGGCGGGUCUCAGUGUCGUCUUACAUCUAGACUUUAGACGGCGACAGCACUGAAUGGAAACAUGGGAUCAGAUGAGGCUUACAACUUUGUGUUUAAGGUGGUCCUAAUUGGAGAAUCUGGUGUUGGGAAGAGCAACCUGCUGUCCAGAUUCACUAAAAACGAGUUCAACCACGACAGCCGCACCACCAUCGGGGUGGAGUUCAGCACGCGGACAGUUCAACUCAACAGCUUCACUAUCAAGGCACAGAUCUGGGACACGGCUGGUCUAGAACGCUACCGGGCCAUCACAUCUGCAUACUACAGGGGCGCCGUUGGAGCCCUGCUGGUCUAUGACAUCACCAAACAUCUGACCUAUGAGAGCGUGGAGCGCUGGCUGAAGGAACUGUACGACCACGCUGACCCCCACAUGGUGGUGAUGCUAGUGGGCAAUAAAACGGACCUGGAAUCAGAGCGAUCUGUGCCCACAGAGGAGGCCAAAGACUUUGCAGAAAAGAAAGGCCUGUUGUUUCUGGAGACUUCGGCUUUGGAAUCAACUAAUGUGGAAUCAGCGUUCAACACGGUGCUGGAAGAGAUUCACAAGAAGGUGAGCAGCAAAGAAGUGAUCCGAGGAUCCAUAAAGGCGGUGACCCUGAACAGCUCCAGACCAGAGGAUGAGGAGGAGAAGAAGCCCUGCUGCAGGAACAUCUGAACCCACCAGGACCCCCCCUCUGAUGCCGGGGAGAAGAUGGCAGCUGACAUGGAGACUUCAUGCUCCUAAACAUACGGGCUGUGGUUUGGCUUUCUAAUGACUCAUGUCUGCAUUUCAAAGCCUGAAUAUGAAGGAUGUUUCUGGAAACUAACGUCCAGCUUCAUCCAAACUGGAAGGAAGCAUGGAAACCUUGGAGCAAAGCUGAUGCCUGAAUAAAGAAAUGUUCACAUAGAGUCUGAUUAUGAUGAUGAGUGCUGUAAGCUAACCUCCGUAAGCUCAAUCAUUAAAGUCUUUGUUUUUUGCUGAGAAAUAAAUAUUCCU
This is a messenger RNA of Cyprinodon variegatus (sheepshead minnow), 1261 nucleotides long. It is a transcript of the gene rab25, whose product is annotated as RAB25, member RAS oncogene family. Gene Ontology annotation, molecular function: GTP binding; GTPase activity. Gene Ontology annotation, cellular component: recycling endosome. Gene Ontology annotation, biological process: exocytosis. The transcript has 5 exons. The record is from RefSeq and is a predicted model, not a curated record. Lineage: Eukaryota; Metazoa; Chordata; Actinopteri; Cyprinodontiformes; Cyprinodontidae. The coding region runs from base 314 to 940 and encodes 208 amino acids.